Messenger RNA from Aspergillus pseudonomiae, 2166 nucleotides. RefSeq lists its product as uncharacterized. The record is from RefSeq and is a predicted model, not a curated record. Gene Ontology annotation, biological process: fatty acid metabolic process. Lineage: Eukaryota; Fungi; Ascomycota; Eurotiomycetes; Eurotiales; Aspergillaceae. Gene Ontology annotation, molecular function: medium-chain fatty acid-CoA ligase activity. The coding region runs from base 439 to 2166 and encodes 575 amino acids. The transcript is spliced from 6 exons.
GUCAAGUGGAACGCACGCUUUUGGUUUCAGCUACGAUUUUAUAGUGAAAUGAAUGUAUAUCCCGGCUGUGUCUAAAUGCCAAGUUACCCCUAGCAUGUCUAGGAGAUAUGCAGGAUGACUUGGAUCAGUUAUGUGGAGUCUCAAGUUCCUGCCAAUGCGUUGAUUGGUUUAAAGCUAUGUAUAUUCCUUGAAUUUUGCUGUACAGCUUACGUCCAUCCACACUGAGAAAAUAGUUAAGGAAAUUUUCUGCGAUAGGUUCUCGUAUACUAGUAGCACCAGAUCUGAAUGAUAUCCACAUAUAGGCCCACUUUUCAUGUGUCUUUCCUCUUGUUUUCUUACAUUUUCUUGUGUGUUUGGAUGUAAUUCCAUCUCUGUCAUGCCAGAACAUUCUGCAAGAAUAUCCAUUUCCUGUACACCUAGUCGGGAGAACAGCGCAUCAUGUCCAACAAUAUCUCUUCUUUAUCCCUUCUUCAUGGCCCCUCCGAGCCAGCCCUAAAAUCAUACUCUAUUGGUCAACUCCUCAACCAGCAGGCAGCCUACUUCCCAACCAAGGAGGCAGUCAUCUUUCCAGCCGAGAGUGUUAGAUAUACCUAUCAAGAGUUGGAUUCAAGGGUACGAACUGUUUCCCGCGCACUCAUAACGCAUGGAAUCAAAGCCGGUGACCGCAUCGGCGUCUUCUGCGGCAACUGCGUGGGAUAUGUAGAGGUUUUCCUGGCAGCAACUAGAAUCGGGGCGAUUACAGUAUUGCUCAAUAAUGCAUACUCAACUACAGAAUGCUUCAAUGUACUCAGAACUACCGGCUGCUCGUUGCUGUUCACUGCAACACAUAUCGGACAGCGUGACUUGGCCUCUUGUCUGAGGGUUCUUAAAACUUCGUUAGAUGGGGACGAACUCCCUGAUUUGAAGCAAAUUGUUCUGCUAAAGACGUUUGGCAACAUCCUAGAGCAGUUCCAGUCUUUUGAUAACUUCCUCGGCGAGUCGAGCACAAUACCAGACUCAACACUCUGUGAGAUAGAGCAAAAGGUCCAAGCCGACCAGACCUGCACUUUCCAAUUCACAAGUGGCACAACUGGGGCCCCGAAAAUCGCCAUGCUGACACAUAAGAACGUCAUCAGCAAUGCUUAUUCCAUCGGCCACCGUCUACUACUAUCAGAAAAAGAUAUAGUCUGCUGUCCCUACCCUCUAUUUCACAUUUCCGGACUAGUAAUAGGCCUUCUUUCCUGUCUGGCAUACGGAGCCGCUAUUGUAUACCCGUCACCCACAUUCGACCCCUCGGCCGUACUCAACGAAGUCGUGCGAGAAAAGUGCACAGGACUUCACGGUGUGCCGACCAUCUUCAUUGCUCUUCUGGAGCGGUAUCGGCAGCUCAAGGCUGGCCCAAUCCACCUCAGAACAGGUCUUAUAGGUGGUGCACCAAUUCCCGCAGCUUUACUUAAGGAGAUGCAUAAGCAAUUCGGGUUCGAAGAUCUGGCGGUGGCUUACGGAAUGACUGAAACGUCCCCGAUCAGCUUCAUGUCUCGAUCAGCAGAUCAGCCAAGUGAUGCGGUAGUGCAUAGAGAUAUACUUCCUCACACGUUUGCCAAGAUAAUCGACUCAGCGGGGAAUGUUGUAUCACGAGGAACACGCGGUGAACUCUGUAUCGCAGGGUCCGGAGUGCAGAAGGGAUACUAUCGAAAUCCUGAGAAGACUCUUGAGGCGCUUAAAACAGAUCCCUCUGGGGUUGUAUGGAUGCAUACGGGUGACGAAGCGGUUCUGGAUGCACAAGGACAUUGUGUCAUCACUGGUCGGAUUAAGGAUAUUAUCAUCCGAGGAGCGGAGAAUAUCUAUCCGGCAGAGAUUGAAGAACACUUGAACAAACACCAUGCCAUUUCUCAGUCCUGUGUCGUCGGGGUCAAACACGAAACUUUGGGCGAGGAAGUAGCAGCUUUUAUUCAAAGCACUCCUGGCCAGCCUCGUCCUUCUGGUUCUGAGAUCAUUGAGUGGUUGCAAAAAAGCUUGGGGGCCCAGAAAGUACCCACGUGGAUCUUUUGGUUGGGGGAUGACGAUGUGCCCGUUGUCUUUCCGAUUACUGAUAGUGGGAAGAUUCGGAGGAAUAAGAUGGCCAAUGUGGGAAAUAAGCUGGUUGGAAAAUAUACAGAAAUGUUAGCCGUACAUGGUAGUACUUAA